UCCAUCCAUCCAUCCAUCCAUCCAUCCAUCCAUCCAUCCAUCCAUCCAUCCAUCCAUCUCCCCCGCAACUGCUUUUCUUGCCACCCUCUGGCCAGGCAGUAAAACUGCCCGCUGCGAAUGGCAGGCAGCUGCCCUGACUUAUCGCAGAGAUGUUUUCCGGCAGCGGCAUCUCCCCAUUUACGUUCCCAGCUGCUCAUGCUCCUUGGCACUGCCGAUGGUCAGUCGAAGCUGACCUCUGAGCAGAAUGCCAUCAGCCUCUCCCCUGGCAAGUACCAUCACCUCGACCGUGCCACCAACGAAGAGCUGACCUGUGACAAAUGUCCUGCAGGAACCUACGUGUCUAAGCACUGUACAAAGAGUACCUUAAGAGAGUGCAGCCCUUGUCCAGACGGGACUUUUACCAAGCAUGAGAACGGCAUAGAGCGGUGCCACUCUUGUAGGAAACCCUGUGAACUGCCAAUGAUUGAGAAAACUCAUUGUACUGCCUUGACUGACCGCGAGUGCACUUGCCUGUCUGGUACGUUUCAGACGAACGAUACCUGCGUCCCUUACACGGUGUGCCCGGUCGGCUGGGGCGUCCGCAAGAAAGGAACCGAGACCGAAGACGUCAGGUGCAAGCCGUGCCCUCGUGGUACCUUUUCUGAUGUGCCUUCUAGUGUGAUGAAGUGCAAACCCUACACUGACUGCUUUGGGAAAAACAUGGUGGUCAUCAAGCCGGGGACGAAGGAGAGUGACAACGUCUGUGGUUCUCCGGCGUCCCUCCCGAACACGGCUUUGGCUUCAUCAAGCACCGAAGCGGGUGAGCAGCCCUAUGAAGUUCCACCAACCGCUGAUCUUCCCAAAGGCCUGAACUCUUCAGUUCCCGAUUUCGUCCCCUCUCCAGCGCCGCGCGCCUCCAGCAGCAUGGUGGAGCGGGCGCGCUUCUACAACGAAACCUCGGCCAACGAGACGGACGGCGCCGGCGGGGCGCUGCUGGGCUCGGGCAGCAGCAGCCAGGCCCAGAGCUACCGGCACAAGCAGAGCAGCCAGGAGAAGCAGCCAUCCCUGGAGAUGAUGGGGGGCGAGAAGCCCAGCGGCCCCUACAGGCCCCCCCGGCGAGGCUCGCAGAGCGUCCACCAGCACUUCGACAUCAACGAGCACUUGCCGUGGAUGAUCGUCCUGUUCCUGCUGCUGGUCCUGGUGGUGAUCGUGGUGUGCAGCGUCAGAAAGAGCUCACGGACUCUGAAGAAGGGACCCCGGCAAGAUCCCAGUGCCAUCGUGGAAAAAGCUAUUAUGAAAAAGUCCACCACGCCCACACAGAACAGGGAGAAGUGGAUCUAUUACUGCAAUGGGCACGGCAUCGACAUCCUCAAGCUGGUGGCGGCGCAGGUGGGCAGCCAGUGGAAGGACAUCUACCAGUUCCUGUGCAACGCCAGCGAGCGGGAGGUGGCGGCCUUCUCCAACGGCUACGCGGCCGACCACGAGCGCGCCUACGCCGCGCUGCAGCACUGGACCAUCCGCGGCCCCGAGGCCAGCCUGGCCCAGCUCAUCAGCGCGCUGCGCCAGCACCGCCGCAACGACGUGGUGGAGAAGAUCCGCGGCCUCAUGGAGGACACGGCGCCGGUGCAGAUGCAGCCCCAGUGGCAAGCGCAGGAGCCCAGCAACGAGGACGCAAAGCUGGAAGGUGAGAAGCUGGCGCUGCCGGUGAGCCCCGGCCCGGUGAGCGGGGGGGGGGGGGGGGCGCUGCCGGUGAGCCCCGGCCCGGUGAGCCCCGCGCCCACGCCCAGCCCCAAGCCCCCCGAGGCGGCCGUGCUCACCGUGGAGCCCUCUCCCUCCGAGAAGAAAUGCUUCUUUGUCGACGAAGCCGAGCCCCUCCUGCGCUGCGACUCCACCUCCAGCGGCUCCUCCGCGCUCAGCCGCACCGGCUCUUUUAUUACCAAAGAAAAGAAGGACACCGUCCUGCGCCAGGUGCGCUUGGACCCGUGCGACCUGCAGCCCAUCUUUGACGACAUGCUGCACAUCCUCAACCCCGAGGAGCUCCACGUGAUCGAGGAGAUCCCGCAGGCCGAAGACAAGCUGGACAGGCUAUUUGAGAUCGCUGGAGUCAAGAGCCAGGAAGCCAGCCAGACCCUCCUGGACUCUGUCUAUAGCCACCUUCCCGAUUUACUGUAGGCACCGGGUCACCGCACGCUCUCCGAAUAUCUGCUAGAGCUAGCUUGGCACUUGUUAAGAUGGCCAACAAUACGCAGGCGGGAUUUGUUGUAGAAUAUACGGCCAGUAUUUUCGUUGAGGUGUCCUUGGUUUUUGGAGGGGGUGCAGUUUGCCAGCCUUGCACCCCUCCACCGUAACUCUAUCGCUCAGUCCAAGUCUUUGCACCCUCUGCCCCCUCCCCGAGCCUCUCUUUUCUCUGUUCUCAUUCCAGUCAGAUCAGCCGAUGCACUUUAAAAAAAAGAAAACAAACAAAAAAAUCCAAACCCGCAGUUAA
Molecule: messenger RNA, 2464 nt
Organism: Ficedula albicollis (Collared flycatcher)
Lineage: Eukaryota; Metazoa; Chordata; Aves; Passeriformes; Muscicapidae
Gene: TNFRSF21
Product: tumor necrosis factor receptor superfamily member 21
Exons: 7
Coding region: 118-2151 (677 amino acids)
Biological process (GO): negative regulation of myelination; humoral immune response; negative regulation of T cell proliferation
Molecular function (GO): protein binding
Source: RefSeq, a predicted model, not a curated record